This is a messenger RNA of Chelonoidis abingdonii (Abingdon island giant tortoise), 1566 nucleotides long. The record is from RefSeq and is a predicted model, not a curated record. Lineage: Eukaryota; Metazoa; Chordata; Testudines; Testudinidae.
UAGAGAUAAUUUGCCCAGGGAGGGGGUUGGUGCCUUUAGUGAGGGUUACUCAGUCAUUAGAAGCCAGAUUGGUGUUAAACUGUUAUUUGCUGCUGCGAUAUCGGGUCGCUGGUAAAUUACCGAAAUCAGACUGUCUCUUCGCCCCACUCCCUCGUUUCUCUCUCUUCCUCCUCGCUCUGUUAUUUGCAAUGUAUGAAACUUGCAUGGCUGGGAGGAGAGAACCGAGUCAGUGUAGGUUUGCAAUGGGGGAGGAAGGGAGGGAAUAGCAUUGAUCCUGGGAUCUGUAAAACAGCAGGUUUGUGUUUAGAAAUAUCUUUUUACAGCCCGCUGCCGCUGAACAAGGAAGGUAAAAUGAAACGAUGCAAAAAGAAGCUGAGACAACAUGUACGACAGAGCGAGUGAGAGGCACAGACAAGCUAUUUUUUGCUUUCCUUUUCUGUAGAAAGGGGAAAGAAAAUGCCUGGGUCUCUCCCACUCCCUGUGAGCAAUGGCUUGCUGCUUUUAUUUUAACUGUGUGAGGGGCAAAUUAGCGACUUCUCACGAGAGGAUCUUGUUUAAAAGUUUUUAAGAGGUCACUAUCACAUGACAAAGGCUUUGAGACAGCUUCAUCUUCCUCUGUCUGUAAUUUCCAUUUGCCUUCCCGGGUUUCAGUUUCUUGUGAUGUCAUAAUCCUACUAGUUCUCCAGGCUGCCGAGACUCUUCAUCCAGCAGCAGGUCACAGUAAUGAAAGGCAGUAAUCGGAAUAAGGAUCAUUCAACAGAAGGAGAGGGAACUGGGAAACGACCAAAGAGAAAGUGUCUUCAGUGGCAUCCACUACUUGCAAAGAAAAUCCUUGACUUUUCUGAAGAGGAGGAGGAAGAAGAGGAAGAAGAAGAUAUCGAUAAGGUCCAGCUUCUUGGAGCUGAAGGUCUAGAGCACGAUGCUGAUGAAACAGAAGAUGAUGAAUCCUCAGAGCAGCGAGCCCGCAGGCCAAUGAACGCAUUUCUCUUAUUUUGCAAACGUCAUCGCUCUCUUGUGCGUCAGGAGCACCCCCGUCUGGACAAUCGUGGUGCUACCAAGAUAUUGGCAGAUUGGUGGGCUGUCCUAGACCCGAAAGAAAAGCAGAAAUACACUGACAUGGCCAAGGAGUACAAAGAUGCAUUUAUGAAGGCAAAUCCUGGCUACAAGUGGUGCCCUACAACAAACAAACCUGUGAAAACCCAGUCAUCCACUGUUACAAACAGGAAAAAGCUAUGGGCCUUCCCACCAGAAUCUGCAAAAGAUUUACCAAGUCCCAAGAAAGUGGCAAAGAAUGAAGAAAUGCCUCAGCUGAACUUUGGAAUGGCAGAUCCUACGCAGAUGGGAGGCCUGAGUAUGCUGCUUUUAGCAGGGGAACAUGCCCUGACUGCACAAGAAGUUUCCUCGAAUACUUGCCAGUCUGAUGCAUCUAAUUCUACUGAAGCAUGUCGGAAGUCACCAUUGUUCCAGUUUGCAGAGCUCUCUUCAAGCCCAUCACAACCUGAUGCCCCGGCGACUGCAAAACAAACAGAGGAAUCAGCACUGUUUCAAUUUGCGGAGGUAUAACAA